Enterobius vermicularis (human pinworm) is the source of this 708-nucleotide messenger RNA. The record is from the annotation of a GenBank genome assembly. NCBI's taxonomy places the organism in Eukaryota, Metazoa, Nematoda, Chromadorea, Rhabditida, Oxyuridae.
AUGUCAAUAUUGAUAAAACCUCCAGAUGCACUUACCAUUAGUGGUUCACACAGAUACAGUAGCCUAUGCGUUGUUUCGGGGAAUAUGCUUUUUGCAAACAGUUAUUUUGUUCGAGAAUUGACAAAGGACGAAGCUGAUGAGUUGGCUGAUUAUGAAGAAGCUAUAAAUGAAUAUAAUAAAAUGCUUCAUGAGCAUAUCACUGGAGCAACUAAGUCGCCAACAGAAUGGAUAUUCGGUGGCCGUUUUAUACUCCCUUUUGAACAACGAACAAUGCCUCGACGGCCAGCUGCACCAUCGUUUUGCACCGGACCCGAUACAGUUAUACAUCAGUUAGAUGGCUGCAUCGUCCAGAACUACAGAGUAUAUAUUGGACCAUUAUACGUCCGUCAGCUAAAUGACAAUGAAAAAGCGGAGCUUGACGAAUACGACAUUAAAGUUAAGGAGUACAAAGAGAAAGCCAUAGAAAACAUGAAACGACAGCUAGGAACCAUGAUAAGUGGCGUCUGGUACCCGUACGACAGAGGAAUUAUCCGCCAUCGCCAAAUUCUUCUCGGCGGUAUUCAAGAAGGAUCUGUCAACAGUAACAACUCUAGCACAGUCACUUCAAACGAAAAUAGCACUACCGAACCAAAUACCCCAUCCACGACAACGAUUACGCCACCGCCACAACCUCCACGUCCACCAAAACUAUGCACCCAAAUUUUCUAG